AUGUUGGCGUUGGUGACCAGGAGGCCUGCCGCACUCCUGGAGCGAGAGAGCGACGAGCGAGCCACGGAGAUGGUGCCGCCCGCGGCGCAGCCAUGGAGCCCGCCCGAGGAGCCCGCGCGCGCCGCUGCCAGCCUGCCCGCAGCCCGCUGCCUGCGCGCCAGCUCCUCCCGCCGCCGUCGCCGCCGCCUCUGCGCCGCCGCUGCCGCGCCGCCGAGGCGGAGGAGGAGAAGAAGGAGGAGGAAGUCUCCCAAAUCUGCCUUCAUCAGUGCUGCAAAGAAGGCCAAGCUGAGGUCCAAUCCUGCACAGGUCCGAUUUUCUGAGCAGGUGGCAGUUGGAGAAACAGAUGCAAAAAUGAUGAAGAAGGAAGCUCUCCUCCUCAUCCCCAAUGUCCUGAAGGUUUUUCUAGAAAAUGGGCAGAUCAAGUCAUUCACAUUUGAUGGCCGGACCACGGUUAAGGAUGUGAUGGUGACCUUACAGGACCGUCUCUCCCUGAGAUACAUUGAGCAUUUUGCUCUUGUCCUUGAGUAUACUGGGCCGGAACAGAAUCACAAGUUCCUGAUUCUCCAGGAUAAGCAGCCCCUGGCUUAUGUGGUACAGAGGACACACUAUCAUGGGAUGAAAUGCCUCUUCCGAAUAAGCUUCUUUCCCAAAGACCCCGUGGAGCUGCUGCGUCGGGAUCCUGCUGCUUUCGAGUAUCUAUACAUCCAGAGUCGUAAUGAUGUUAUCCGAGAACGCUUUGGAAUGGAACCCAAGCCAGAGAUGCUUUUGGACCUUGCUGCCCUUCACAUCUAUAUCACUGUCUCAGCUACUCGGCCUAGUCAGAAGAUCACACUCAAGAACGUGGAGAAGGAGUGGGGCCUGGAACCCUUUCUUCCCCCCUCCCUCCUGCAGGGCAUCAAAGAGAAGAACCUUCGGAAGUCUCUCUCUCAACAACUGAAGGCCCACCAAAUGCAUCCUUCUUGCAGCACCAAGGGCUCCGCCGUUCAAGCAAAGCUCCAGUACCUUCGAAUUCUGAAUGAACUUCCGACCUUCACUGGUGUUUUAUUCAACACUGUAGGACUGGACGAGAAGCAGCCAGCCACCACUCUCCUGGUGGGACCCCGUCACGGCAUCAGCCAUGUUAUUGACCUCAAGACCAACCUCACCACUGUGCUGUCCGAGUUCAGCAAGAUCAGCAAGAUCCAGCUGUUCCGGGAGAACCAGGGCGUGGCCCGAGUGGAGACCAGCAUCAUGGAUGCCAAGCCUCUGGUGCUGUUGAUGGAGUGGCCUGAAGCCACCAACUUUGCCUGCCUGAUUGCGGGGUACUGCCGCCUUCUGCUGGAUUCCAGGAAGAUGGUCUUCUCCAGGCCUGCCAACCAGCCUCUUCCACCUCCUAUGGUCAAAGCAGAUCCCAUGCACAGCGCCCACCGCCCUGUCACUGGGGGCCACCUGGGGAAAAAGGAGAGUAGUUAUGUGGGCAGCGUGGGCACCAGCCCUAGGAAGUCGAGCCGAUGCGCGACCCCGCCUGCCGACCCUGAGCUUGUCAGCUUCUGCUACCUCCACAUGCGGGAACAAAGGAAGGAGCAAGAAAGCAGGACAGAUGUCAACGAGAACCUAAUCUUCUUUGAAGAAACCAGACCCCGGACCAAAUCGGACCCCACAUCCAAAAGCUCUGGCCAAGGUUAUGAGAUGAUUCCUGAUGACUUCGAUGCAGCCAGCCUAGACCAUGAGCCUUGUGCCAGCAGGGCCCGGUCCUAUACUUUGGACAAUUCCCUUGGGGCUGAAGCCCUGAAUUUCUACUGUGACUCUUGCAAAGUCAAACUCCAGGAGCAGCAGGGGCCGCGAAAAGGUGGGAGGCCUGGCUCCUCUCGGGACAAUAUGGUAGACUUAAUGUCCCUCCCACCACCAGGAAGUGAGGAAGAGGAAGAAGAGGAAGAUGAGACAACUUCUCUGUUGCCUGCCAUUGCAGCUCCACCCCCUGGUUUCCGAGACAACAGCUCUGAUGAGGAUGAUCCCAAGCGCAGAGCUGUUCAAAGUCAGGAGCAAGGACGUCACCUGCGUGGGCUCCUGUAUGAUGAGAUUCCAGUGACACUGAUUGACAGUGUACAGACCCGGACAGUACGAGAUCAUGCCCAGGAGCUGGAUGAUGCUCUGGUGUCUACUCUGCAGGCUCUAGAAGCCCUGGCUGCUUCAGAGGAUGGACCCCAUCCUCCACCCCAGCAGACUGCAGGUCUGAUUGUGCUGGCCACAAUCACUCCUGAAUCAUCGCUGGACUCGGGCCAUGAAACCAACUCUUCAGAGCUCACAGAUAUGUCAGAGAUGAUGUCGGCCAUGAAGCAGCACCAGAAUGCCACCUACUUCCUGGCCCAGCACCUCAACAAGGACAGCCUCCUUGCCCGAAAGGACCUGCCCUUCAGAAUCCAGAGCUGCUCAGCUCAGGCUGUGCUCACCGCCCCUUAUGCCCUUGGGCCCCCAGAUCCCAACCCAUCCCUCCAGCCAGCUGUCACUGGCCAGAGUCCUGGCCCCCCUGGUGCCCGGAGAAAGCUGCCUCAGUCAGAAGCCCAGGUGCAGGGAGAGAGAACAUACUCCCUGGCCGUGCACCCAGCCCUGUCCCCACAACUUAGUGAGCAGAAGAAUCUGAGCCUGCUUCCCCCAGUUCCUGAGGACAAAGGGCCAGGCCACACUAGGGCAGGCCUAGAGAUGUCACUGAGGGCAGCCACACCAUCCCUCGGUGAAGAGCAGGUCUCAGAGCUAAGGGAAAACUUGCCCAAGGAAGUCAGGUUGAGCCCUAAGCUUAUUCUGGACCCAAAAGGCAAUGUGACCCCAGCCAUCAUCUCGGCUGCCCUACAGCAGGUAGUACACAGUAAGGGUCUAGCCACUCCUGGCACAGCCUUGGCAACACCCUCCAACAGGGGGGAGAGAAGGCUAGAGGCUGGCAUGGGGAGGCCUGAGGUCACCAUGGGCAGGCCGGAAGUUAACCUGAUGAACAGCAAUGCCAACAAGAAUCUGAAGUUUAAAAUGAGCCCUGGUGCCCUGGAGACCACACGGAAUUCUCAGCAGCAGCUGGGCGCAGAGGUCUCUGCCAGCCCCAGAGCAUCCACAAGCAGCCGGCCUGACAACCUCCACCUUUCCCCACAAGAAGACAGGUUUCCGGUUCAAAGUUUCCCUCCUAAGAGCUAUCUAUCCAGAGCAAGUCGAGACUCGGCGGGCAAGCAAGCUACCGGGGAGGUGGCAGGCAAGCUUGGGCCAGAGGGUGCUAAGCCUCCCCCUAACAAGCAGAGCACAGUCUCUGGCCAUGGGGAGAAAGGGCACCUGGAGAGCAUAUCCAAAAGCAGCAAGUUUGAGGAGACCAGCCUAGUUCCCCGGGCUGGCUAUCCCAUGGCUCUGCAGAGCCCUAGCUGCCAGGCUCGAAGCUACAGCCCUAGCUGCCAGGCUCGAAGCCACAGCCCCAGCAGCCUGGCCCGUGGCCCCAGCCCCAGCAGCCUGGCCCGUGGCCCCAGCCCCAGCUACCAUCCUAGAGGCCAGAGCCCACCGAGGCCUCUGGCCACCAGCCGUCAGGUCAGCACCAUGCCCUCUAGGAAGCUUGAAACGACCCUGGAUGGAGCCCAGGCGGCCUCUGAAGGCCCCACAAAGCCCAAGUCAUCCCGAGGUCCUUUCCGACUGCGCAACUUAUUCUCUGCCACCUUUCCUACCCGCCAGAAGAAAGAAACAGAUGAGCGACAGGCCCAGCUGCAGAAGGUAAAGCAGUAUGAAUUGGAGUUCCUUGAGGAACUUCUAAAGCCACCAAGCCAGGGGGAUAUUUCAGGCACAGAGUACCUGCAACCCCCAGCACCUGGCCGCUGCAGCUGCCAGCUGCGUAGUAGCCCUGUGCAGCAGGGACCUGGCAUGUCUCGUGAACAGAGACGCAGCUGUGACUGCAAGCGCAUCUGCCGAGGAGGACGGCCUCAAGCUGCCCAGACCCCAGUGCCUGCUGGCCUUCGGGAGAGGGAGAGGGUCCUGCCUACCCAGAGGCAGCCAGAAGCUGGCCCAGGCUUGAUACUUGGUAGUCCCAUCAAUGCCCAGCGCAUCCGUUCUACCAGUCUGGAGUCCCGUGAGUGCCGGUCAGACCCUGAGAGUGGUGUUUCUUGCCUGAGCACCUGUGCCUCGGGGGGUGAGUGUUUGGGAGACCCCAACUACAGGAAACUGAUGCACCGCUACAGUAACAGUGAGCUGGACCAGGGUGACAGGGCCUCCCUGACCUCAGAUGUCUACCCGCAUCCCCCCUUGGGAAUGCUGCCUAGAGAGGUCAAGGAGAUAGAUACCGGCCUCCCGCUAGUCUUGGGUCCAAAAGGCAAGCGUGCAGAGUCACCAACUCUUGGAGAGCCCUCCUACGUCCAAGUGGCCCCUGAGAGCAAAGGCCCCAGGCAGAUGGCUGUGUUUUCACUGCCAGAGGAGGUAUACCGCAGGCCAGCCGAUCUAGAUGAGGACAGUGAAACCAGCAAGUGCUGUUCUAUCCGCUACUGCUUCUAUUACCGCAAGUGUGACAUGGCAGAUGAUGCCAGCGACGGCAAGGACGAGCUCUCCUAUUCCAUUCCCAUGAAGAUUCUGCCUGGCAUGAAGUUGGACGAGCAGGUGGUGCCCGUGGUGAGCAGAACCCUGCAGGUCCUGGAUGCCGCCACCUGCAGCAGCAGCCCCGAGGCCUCCCACACCCAGGAAAUCGACCUUCGGGUUUCCACCUUUGAAGGGAGCCUGGCUAAAAUCAAUGCGUUACGGGCUCACGCCUAUGGCCUCCCUGAUGGCUUCCUGGCAGCCCGCCUGGACACCAAUGAGCUGCUGACAGUCUUGCGGCAGUGUGUGGCCAGCCCCGAGGCACGUGCCCCCAAGCCCUAUGUCUCGCAGAUUUCUGAGUACAAGCUUGAGCUAGCUCUCAAGUUCAAGGAGCUCCGGGCCUCCUGCCGCCGAGUAGCCAAUGUGGACAAGAGCCCCACUCACAUGCUGGCGGCCAUCACAGGCAGCUUCCAGGUGCUGAGCAGCCUCAUUGAGACCUUUGUGCGGCUGGUGUUCAUCGUGCGCUCAGAGGCCCAGCGCCAGGAGCUGCUGGCCAAAGUAGAAGAAGUCGUGAGGAAUUACACCUUCCUGCUGCGUGCAGCUGAGGAGUCCACAGCCAGGAACCUUAACCAGCAGCAGCAGCAGCAACAGCAACAGCAACAGCAACAACAGCAGCAGCAGCAGCCAUCGCUGCCACCACUGUCGCUGCCAGCAGCCACCGGGCACCCACCAGGCUCCCCAUCAUCGACUGUUAUGAGCACAUUCACACACUCCUUAAAAACCCUUAUUAAGUAG
Alexandromys fortis (reed vole) is the source of this 5301-nucleotide messenger RNA. It is a transcript of the gene Frmpd3, whose product is annotated as FERM and PDZ domain containing 3. Lineage: Eukaryota; Metazoa; Chordata; Mammalia; Rodentia; Cricetidae. The transcript has 14 exons. The record is from RefSeq and is a predicted model, not a curated record. Gene Ontology annotation, cellular component: cytoskeleton. The coding region runs from base 1 to 5301 and encodes 1766 amino acids.